AUGGAAUUUAUAAUAACUUCAGAUUCUGGGUACCGCGACUCCUUUGAAUCCUCAGGCAGCACAGGUACAUUUGGUCCACCCCCGAGUCAACCCAGAAUUGUGAUAUCUCCAUCACAACUGGAUUGGAAUGGUUCAAUCCAGAUGGCUUCAAGUCCUCAGAUUGCAGAAUUGUUUACUCGCUUGGAAUCCAAGCUUAACGGGCUGGAGUCCAACUUGGGUUCCAAGCUUGGCCGAGUGGAGUCCAAUCUAGAGGGGAGAAUAAGUGAUCUAAAGGUGAAGCUGGAGGCUCUAGAGUCAAACCUAACUACCCAUGGAACGAAAUUGCUGAAGCUGAGGAACUUGGUCGAUGAACACAAGAAGGAAAUGCACUCAGAAGUAGAUGGCGUGCUGAAAGAAAUGCAGGGGAUGGAGAAGCGUCUGAUUGAUAGGGUUGAUGAAUCGACUGAGUCCCAGAAGACUGGGCUUGAUGAAUUGGCUGUGUCCCAGAAGACCAUUUUCGAUAGAAUCCUCGCUUUGUUCAAACAAUAA
Suillus subalutaceus is the source of this 528-nucleotide messenger RNA. RefSeq lists its product as uncharacterized. Lineage: Eukaryota; Fungi; Basidiomycota; Agaricomycetes; Boletales; Suillaceae. The transcript has 2 exons. The coding region runs from base 1 to 528 and encodes 175 amino acids. The record is from RefSeq and is a predicted model, not a curated record.